Messenger RNA from Mercenaria mercenaria, 1007 nucleotides. RefSeq lists its product as uncharacterized. Gene Ontology annotation, molecular function: cytokine activity. Lineage: Eukaryota; Metazoa; Mollusca; Bivalvia; Venerida; Veneridae. The transcript is spliced from 2 exons. The record is from RefSeq and is a predicted model, not a curated record. The coding region runs from base 36 to 692 and encodes 218 amino acids. Gene Ontology annotation, cellular component: extracellular region.
UUAAUUUCCAGUGACAGAUAACCUAGUUAAAUUUAAUGGAUAGUUUAUGGGCAAUAAUCGUGGUAUUAUAUUUAGCUGUAUCAAAGUGCUUAAGCAAUGUUGAACAAAUAGACUGUACGGAGUCAGCCAGGAAACCUAGCGAUGAAACGUUAAAUCAAAUGUACACUGAUUGGUUAGGACUGGACAAUAAUAUUCAUUCUUCUUUUGACUUGAUACCAUCCAUGUAUAAAAUGCGCUACAAAGACAACAUUCUUGAGGCUCAACCCACGGUAAGGCGGCAGAGGAUUAAUUGGCAUGAUGGGAGUGCGAAGUGUCAUAAAAUAUUGAAAAGGAGAGGUGAAAAUCUAAUGGACAUUUCUUUGUGCCCUUGGUAUAUAGAAAUGACCAUGGAUAAAAACAGGUAUCCUGAGAAUAUGGCAAAUGCACGGUGUAAAUGUAAACAUUGUUAUGAUUUUGAUGGUGUUAUGCCUGCUAAAUCAAAACGAAUUGGGAAACCUCGAUGCAUUGAAAUAAAACAAAGAUAUAAAGUUCUUAGAGUGGAAAAGAAUGGAAAGGGUGCUCGAGUUUGUCAACGUAAUGAUAAUAGUACAUUUUUAUACAAAACGUCAUAUGAAGAAGUUACGAUAGGUUGUACGUGUGCUCUACAAUUUGACAAAAUAGUAGAAGGCAUUUCUAUCAGAACUCGAAGUUAGAAAAGUCAGACUUUUGUAGGAAUGUACGUGUUGUUGAAAUGCACUCAGCACUAGGUGUACUGUGUGUUGCUUUUAGAAGCAACCCGUAUAGAGUUAACAAAACUAGGAGCGAGACUUUGAUAAGUAUUCAGAUAAAGGUUCUUUAAUAUGAUGUAUUGAAUAGUAACAUAUAGAAAUUACAAGACGAGUUUGAGAAUGUAAAAUUUGGCAAUGCUGAGUGCCUGUGGUUGUAUACUGUUCAUAAAUGUUAGUUUAACAUUUCGCACUGUGUUUCCUGAAUAAAAGAGGUGAAUGUAUUGUCUAGGCAUUUGUAUG